UCGGUGCGCGGCUGAGCUGCUGCUGCUCCUGCUGCCGGGGAGGAGCGGCCAGGUGGCCGCCUUGCUCCUCCCCGUACGUCCCAAGUGGGGGCAGAGCAGCCCUUCACCAGCCUCCAGGUAGAAGGCACAGGGAAAGAGGGACCUUCAAACUCCUCCUCAGCGUCCCCUCUCCGCCCACUUUUGGUCCCUGCCCUUGGAGAAAGUGGAGUGUGGCGCUUGGUUAUCAUUAUCUCUUCGGACUGCUUCGCGGUGCACGGAUUCAGCUGUUGCCCAGUGGGGCUUUCCGCUGUUGGCGUGUCUGUGUGCUUCCCCCCGGCACACCUCUGUCGACGAUGAGGAAAAGUCUGCGGGCGACAGAGGCCCUCUGCGACUGGGUCUGGGAUAUGUACUGCAAUGCUCCUGCUUCCUGCCCUGGCCCUCCUCAGCACAAGGGGCACCAGCUCCGCCGCUCCAGACGACGACUUUUUUCAUGAACUGCCAGAAACGUUUCCAUCUGAUCCACCAGAACCUCUGCCACAUUUCCUUAUCGAGCCGGAAGAAGCUUAUAUUGUGAAGAAUAAGCCUGUAAACCUGUAUUGUAAAGCCAGCCCCGCCACCCAGAUCUACUUCAAGUGCAAUAGUGAAUGGGUUCAUCAGAAGGACCACAUAGUAGAUGAGAGAGUAGACGAAACCUCGGGUCUCAUCGUCCGGGAAGUGAGCAUUGAGAUCUCGCGCCAGCAAGUGGAAGAACUCUUUGGGCCCGAAGAUUACUGGUGCCAGUGCGUGGCCUGGAGCUCCGCGGGCACCACGAAGAGCCGCAAAGCCUACGUGCGCAUCGCAUAUCUCCGGAAGACAUUUGAGCAGGAGCCCCUGGGAAAGGAAGUGUCCUUGGAACAGGAAGUCUUGCUCCAGUGUCGACCACCUGAAGGGAUCCCCGUGGCUGAGGUGGAAUGGUUGAAAAAUGAAGACAUAAUCGAUCCUGUUGAAGAUCGGAAUUUUUAUAUUACUAUUGAUCACAACCUCAUCAUCAAGCAGGCCCGCCUCUCAGAUACCGCAAACUAUACAUGUGUCGCCAAGAAUAUCGUUGCCAAGAGGAAAAGCACAACGGCAACUGUCAUCGUCUACGUAAACGGUGGCUGGUCCACCUGGACAGAGUGGUCUGUGUGUAAUAGCCGCUGCGGACGGGGGUACCAGAAACGCACGAGGACCUGCACCAACCCAGCGCCACUCAACGGUGGUGCCUUCUGCGAAGGGCAGAGUGUGCAGAAAAUAACCUGUACCACAUUAUGCCCAGUGGAUGGCAGGUGGACCUCCUGGAGCAAGUGGUCUACUUGCGGAACCGAGUGCACACACUGGCGCCGGCGGGAGUGCACGGCGCCCGCCCCCAAGAACGGAGGCAAGGACUGCGACGGCCUGGUCCUGCAAUCCAAGAACUGCACGGACGGGCUGUGCAUGCAGACUGCUCCUGAUUCAGAUGACAUUGCUCUGUACGUUGGCAUCGUGAUAGCUGUGAUUGUCUGCCUGGCCAUUUCUGUAGUCGUGGCCCUCUUUGUGUAUCGGAAGAAUCACCGUGACUUUGAGUCUGAUAUCAUUGACUCUUCGGCGCUCAAUGGAGGCUUUCAGCCUGUGAACAUCAAGGCCGCAAGGCAAGAUCUCCUGGCAGUACCUCCAGACCUCACAUCAGCCGCAGCCAUGUACAGGGGACCCGUCUAUGCCUUACACGAUGUCUCGGACAAAAUCCCCAUGACCAACUCUCCAAUUCUGGAUCCACUGCCCAACCUGAAAAUCAAAGUGUACAACACCUCAGGUGCUGUCACCCCUCAAGAUGACCUCUCUGAGUUUGCGUCAAAGCUGUCCCCUCAGAUGACCCAAUCCUUGUUGGAGAAUGAGGCCCUCAGUCUGAAGAGUCAGAGCCUGGCGAGGCAGACCGAUCCAUCCUGCACCGCGUUCGGCACCUUCAACUCUCUCGGGGGUCACCUUAUUGUCCCCAAUUCAGGAGUAAGCUUGCUGAUUCCCGCUGGGGCUGUUCCCCAAGGGAGAGUCUACGAGAUGUACGUGACUGUGCACAGGAAAGAAAAUAUGAGGCCACCCAUGGAAGACACUCAGACCCUCUUGACCCCUGUGGUGAGCUGUGGGCCUCCGGGAGCCCUGCUCACCCGCCCGGUCAUCCUCACUAUGCAUCACUGUGCAGAUCCCAACACCGAAGACUGGAAGAUACAGCUCAAGAACCAGGCAGCACAGGGCCAGUGGGAGGACGUGGUGGUGGUGGGCGAGGAGAACUUCACCACCCCCUGCUACAUUCAGCUGGACGCCGAGGCCUGCCACCUGCUCACGGAGAACCUCGGCACCUACGCCCUGGCGGGGCAGUCCGUCACCAAAGCGGCCGCCAAGCGCCUGAAGCUGGCCAUCUUCGGGCCACUCUGCUGCUCCUCCCUAGAGUACAGCGUCCGAGUCUACUGUCUGGAUGACACCCAAGAUGCCCUGAAGGAAGUUUUGCAGCUUGAGAGACAGAUGGGAGGACAGCUCCUAGAAGAACCCAAGGCCCUUCAUUUCAAAGGCAGCACCCACAACCUGCGCCUGUCUAUUCACGACGUCGCCCAUUCUCUCUGGAAGAGCAAACUGCUGGCUAAGUAUCAGGAAAUUCCUUUUUACCAUAUCUGGAGUGGGUCUCAGAGAAACCUCCACUGCACAUUCACUCUGGAAAGAUUCAGCCUGAACACGGCGGAGCUGGUGUGCAAGCUGUGUGUGCGGCAGGUGGAAGGAGAAGGGCAGAUCUUCCAGCUCAACUGCACUGUCUCCGAGGAACCGACUGGCAUCGAUCUGCCUCUGCUGGACCCAGCGAGCACCAUCACCACCAUGACCGGACCCAGUGCGUUCAGCAUCCCUCCCCCUAUCCGGCAGAAGCUCUGCAGCAGCCUGGAUGCCCCCCAGACAAGAGGUCACGACUGGAGGAUGCUGGCCCAUAAGCUAAACCUGGACAGGUACUUGAACUACUUUGCCACCAAAUCGAGCCCCACUGGAGUCAUCCUGGAUCUCUGGGAAGCGCAGAACUUCCCGGAUGGAAACCUGAGCAUGCUGGCAGCCGUCCUGGAAGAAAUGGGAAGACAUGAAACAGUCGUGUCUUUAGCAGCAGAAGGACAGUAUUGACCCACGCCAGGACUGACCACGAAGGACAAGAAUGCACAGGGAGUCUGGCCGUCCAGGGGAUCACAGCUGAGGAGGAAAUCCAGACCAGACCAACGAGCUUCACGGUGCGAGGGCGGCAGGAGAGAGAAGGAAAACAGAUGCGGCUACCGAUACACACGCCCCCUUCAUGGGACGUCAUCACAGGAGUUAAGAACAGUUGUGUACAUUUGUACCUUGAAUCUAGAAACCAACCUUAUUUUCCUCUUUGUUGGGCUGUAUGCUGUGUGGUACAGGAUCUUACAGUUUCCUAGGAAACGCUUUUUAUUGCUAUCCAGAUAUAUGGAUAAACUUUCUUAACAAACCCAAUUUCUACAAACGUUGUUUACAUCAGAUUGGACAGGGAUGCAGACACUGUCCAUGGCUCGUUCUAUUUUUGUUCAAGUCAUUUGAAGUUGAAGCUGUGGAUGGUUUGUCGUGUCUAUUUCAGAUCAGUAAUUUACAGAGAAAUCACAGGCUUUCGCUACAAAUCAUGUGCAUCAGUGUUCUGUUUCUAGAACUGGUAAAACCAGUGUUUCUGUUUGCAUCAGGGAAGUGGAGAAUCUAAGUGUAAAGGAGAAAUAACGACGACUCCUUGUUCCUUGAAGACACCCAUGCGGUGCCUCUGGGAAUAAAGCUGUAGCAUUGCAGGAAAGACAGUGAUUCAUGUUCAACCACACAAAUAAGCAUUUCUUCACAAUAUGUGUGUUUGUAGUAUGCAAUUUGAAGUGUUUUUUUUUUUAAAGGUAUCAUCAUUAUUAUUAUUGAUGAGUAUUUACGAGUAUUCUAGUAAAAGGAUUUUCUUUUAACUUCUGUUUUUGUUAGCAGUACUGUUAGUAUUUAGGUGUUGACUCGACCUGCCUCACCUUCUCCCGUAACCAGGUGGGCGUGGGCACCAGUUUAACUGCGCAGGCAUUGGUCCCUGACCUUCCAUCUUUUCCCAUCGCUCCGCCCCAGAGGUAUAAAUGCUCACUGGCUGUGUCGGUCUGUUCUUUCAGCUUGCUCAGGCGGGUCUUUCUCCUCGGAGUUCUCUCUUCAAGUCCACUUGCUAUCGGGGUCACAUGGCCCCGCAUCGACUCCCCUCAGAUUCUGUCUCCCUUAGAGGCAGCGUGGUUGGAAGAACAGCCUCUGAACUGGAAAUCAGGACACCAGUUCUCAUUCUGGGUUUGUCACUGUCUGGCUCUGCUACCUUGGGAAAGUCGUCUAACCUCACUAGACCUCGGUUUCCUCACCGGUAAAUACAGGGGUGGGAUCAGAUACUCUCAAGGUCUAAGAUGCUGGCCCUCCACUCCAGUCUCAUUCGUCAGUGUGAAGACCACGGUGGACUCUGAGCGGGAUCACUUCGAGAUCCAGUACAGCUAGAUUCUGGUCCUGGCUGCAUUAUGCCUUUCAAAUAGUUCCAACUUGGAAGAUAAUUAUUUUAAUCUGUAGCAUAUUUGUUAGGCUUUCAAGUCUUGUCUUUGUGUCAUUGAAUUAUGCUGUUCACCGAGAGAUGGCAUCCUUUAAUCAUCACUUUCUUUCCUUUCUUGGGAACAUUUGCCUUCCUGGUUAGUAGAAAAAUUAUGUUCUAUUCCUUGUCUUGG
This is a messenger RNA of Molossus molossus (Pallas's mastiff bat), 4724 nucleotides long. It is a transcript of the gene UNC5C, whose product is annotated as unc-5 netrin receptor C. The coding region runs from base 394 to 3126 and encodes 910 amino acids. Gene Ontology annotation, cellular component: membrane. The record is from RefSeq and is a predicted model, not a curated record. Gene Ontology annotation, biological process: netrin-activated signaling pathway. NCBI's taxonomy places the organism in Eukaryota, Metazoa, Chordata, Mammalia, Chiroptera, Molossidae. The transcript has 16 exons. Gene Ontology annotation, molecular function: protein binding; netrin receptor activity.